This is a messenger RNA of Andrographis paniculata, 1041 nucleotides long. RefSeq lists its product as uncharacterized. Lineage: Eukaryota; Viridiplantae; Streptophyta; Magnoliopsida; Lamiales; Acanthaceae. The transcript has 3 exons. The record is from RefSeq and is a predicted model, not a curated record. Bases 1 to 1041 code for a protein of 346 amino acids.
AUGAUGCCUCAACAGAGGAGUUUUAUUGAUGCUGUGAUGCAGCAUAACCCACCAACAUAUUCUGGUUCUGUAGAGCCUGGAGUUCUUGAAUUCUGGGUUGAGAAGAUGGAAAUGAUAUUUCGUGUUGUUUAUGUUCCACCAGAUCAACGAGCCAAUAUCAGGGCUUAUUUCUUGGAAGGUCGAGCAAAUCGGUGGUGGUUAGGUGAGGAAGAUACGGGAGUGGACCAAGUGGAUAUGACUUGGGAUGAGUUCAAAACAAAAUUAAAAGUUAGGUUUACACCGUCACAUGUUCGAAAAGCAAAGAAGCAAGAGCUGCUGGACUUGAAGCAGGGUUCGAUGCCAGUCGAGGACUAUUUUGUAAAGUUCAAUGAGCUUGAGAUGUAUGUUCCUGACUACUUUUCCUAUGGGCGAGAUAGAAUUGAUCAUUUUGUAGAUGGGUUGCAGCAGAGGAUUCAAGAAGCUUUAUCUGUGUUGGAUAUCAGUUCGUUGUAUGAGGCUUACGAGCUUGCUGCUCGAUUCUAUCAGAAGCAGAAAGUCAAGCAGAAGAACAGUGAGAAAGAAAUGGGGUAUCAACAUCAGUUUCGAGAUAAAGGAAAAGCUAGGGUGGAGGAUGAGCCAAAGGAUAAAAAGACACAUGCAAAACAUUUGCGUGUGACACUAAAUACACUGCGUGCGAGGAAGUUAUAUGCCAAGGUAUCCAAAUAUGAGUUUUGGUUGAAAAAGGUUGCUUUCUUGGGGCAUGUAGUUUCUGGUAAAGGCAAACAAAAUGUUGUAGCUGAUGCCUUGAGUCGAAAACCAAGGCAUAAGUUGGGUUUUAUGUCAGUUGCCGAUGAACUGUGUCAAGAUUUAGCACGGAUGGAAAUUGAAGUACUUGGACGGGGCAUGACGCGGGGAUAUUUGCAAAUGAUGCAAGUUGAGUCUGAAAUUUAUGAUCAUAUUAGAGCGGCUCAAAUGGAAGAUAAUAAGAUGGUCGAGCUGGCUAUAAAAGUUCAGUACGGUCAGACUCAAAACUUUAAUAUUGCUUCAGAUGGGAGUGUUUGA